Oncorhynchus masou masou (cherry salmon) is the source of this 1054-nucleotide messenger RNA. RefSeq names its product pancreatic progenitor cell differentiation and proliferation factor B-like. The transcript is spliced from 5 exons. Gene Ontology annotation, biological process: cell differentiation; multicellular organism development. Lineage: Eukaryota; Metazoa; Chordata; Actinopteri; Salmoniformes; Salmonidae. The record is from RefSeq and is a predicted model, not a curated record. Bases 269 to 649 code for a protein of 126 amino acids.
UAACUGACUGUUUGAAAGCAGGUGAGCUGCACAACACUGUGUGGCACACAGGAGGGGUCUGUGCACCCCACUUAAUGAGUGGCAACGGGGUGGGGGGGUUGUGAUUACCAGACUGACUACCGCAUAUAGCAAACAUUCAUGUAAGCUAGCGAGGCUAAGACGUGUGUGUGUGUGUUUGACUGAUGGGGUUCUAACUCAGGUCUCCUGUGUACCAGACAACUUUUCAGGGCUCCGGGUUUCUAACGCAUGAUUCAACAAGUUCGUGAGAAUGGCAGCGAUCAACGCAGGCGGCUCUCUUGUGGCAACCCAUGACUACCACCGACGGCGCAUCGGCUCCACCUCCAGCAGCAGCUCCUGUGGCAGUUCAGAGUACAGCGGGGAAAUCAUUCCACAUCAUCCAGGUCUGCCAAAACAAGACUCGGGACAUUGGUGGUCCAGCUUCUUCUUUGGGAAGCAGAACCAGCCAGGAAUGACCACUCUGACGGAGGAGGCCCAGCAGAAGACGGCGGCCAUGACUCUGACCAACGGCCAGGUGACCUGCGUUGCCAGGGAGAUGGUGAUGAAGAGGCAGGUCAGCGACGUCGAGAGGUCCGAGUCGGCGAGUCCACCCCCUCCGGGAGGCUGCUUCCCCCCCCCUAAACCCUUUUAAUUCUGUUCCAUCCUCCACACUACAUAGAAAGUAUGAAGCAAUGGAUCAGGCAUACAAUAUAGUAUGCUAGCGUAGGUAUUGGAACAGACCCCCCCUUUUAACCCUACACUAUGGCUGCAUCCCAAAUAGCAUUCUGUGCACUACUAUUGACCGAAGCCCAUUUGGUUUAUGGUCAAAAGUAAUUCAUUAUAUCUGGUGCUGUUUAGGCUGUAACAACGUUCCCAACAUCCACAUUAGCAAACUACGGUAGAAUGAAUGUCAGUCACUCUGCUACUCGCUAAGUGUUAUGGGUAUUGGAACAAUUAUUUGUUUGUCUUAGUAAGACAGGCUGCCAAUUUAACUUUUUUUGUAUCUUUUUUUUUUUUUUUUUUUUUUCUAUGACUAAAAAUAAAAUGAGAAACUAUA